Molecule: messenger RNA, 1884 nt
Organism: Cladocopium goreaui
Lineage: Eukaryota; Dinophyceae; Suessiales; Symbiodiniaceae
Source: the annotation of a GenBank genome assembly
UUUCACCAGCUGCUGUAAGAUAGUCCUAAUGUCGCAGUUGCAAUUGAUUUCCUGGACUCGAAGCAUGGUGUGAUUUCCAAAAAACGGAUGCGGCUGCUCUUUUCAACUUCGAUCGGGACCCAGGAGGAUGCUGAUUGGCCAAAGGUCUUUGCCACCUCCCCAUUCAUCUCCCCACUGGCUUUGCUGAUCUUUCGAGCUUGUUCAGCUGCUACCUUUUUGGGGCACAUGCUUGCUCACAUUGGUCACUGGUGGUACCGUGGCUGGGCAUACUGCAUUUAUUUGACGAACUGGGCUCUGAUGCUCCAGACCAGCUCUGAAUGCCUUCUGUUCAUCCUGGCCCUGCGGGGCUAUCGGAUUCUUCGGACGCAGGGAGCACGUGGAGGCGGCCUGCCGAAGACGGCCCGUGUGGCCAUGGUGCUAUGGUCCACUGCAGCGCCGAUGUCGCUGAGUGUGACGCUGCUGUUUUUUCUGCUCAUCAACCCCGUUUGGAAUUUGCGCCCAAUUGUGUAUGUCGCGUUCUUUGCCCACUUUUUGAAUUGGUUUCUUCUUCUGAUUGGCCUGUUUGUGAGCAGAAUCCCUUUCUCGAUGAGACACCUGGGAUGGUCCUUGCUAUUUGCAGCCACUUUCAUCAUUUGGACGGUCCUCCACUUUUACCUCAAGAUUGGUCGGAAUGAACCCUGCGUCGACUAUGCGAUGCAGGACUGCCCCAUCUAUGGUGAGUUUGAUUGGCACCAUCCGCAGCGAACUGCCAUGAUUUCCCUGGCUGCGAUAGCUGGGCUGAUGAUGGCGAGCGGCAUCUAUUCCGGCCUGGUCCGAUGCCGGGACGCCUGCGAUUCCCUUUCAGACGCACAGACGUCCAAUGAGAUUGAGCUCAGUGGAGGUGUGAUGCAAGGGGAGGUCUGCCCCCCAGCGCUGUGCACUGCCACUACACAACUUGAGUGUUUGGCCUUGAUCAUGAUGAGCCGCUGGAGACUGGCACGACAGGGAUCCGUCCAUGCGGUGAUCACCCUGACGGCAGUUUUUGCACGUUGGGCGAUUUGGGAAGAUGAAUCAGCGGAGGCAACUGGGGUUGCUCCCGUGGCCUUUGUAUCCUCCAAUGCCAUGUCGCAGAUGGUCAUUUGUGCAGUGACCUUCAUUGGUGGUUUCGCCCUAUAUUUCGCAGGAGGUCCAGAGACGCCCGCCAUCCUUUCGAUCUACUUUGGUGCACAAACCGGGAUGAACCUCUUUAUGAAGAAUCUCCUAUCAAAAAUCGUCGUGGAUGAAGAGGAAGGCUUAAAGGGAGUUCCCAUUGGCCUUUUGCUUACUGCCAUCCAUCAGUUUAUGGGCCUGAUCUUCUUCGGUUUUUGCUGGUUCGGCAGCCGUGUGCUGUCGCUAGACUUUGUGCAGGUGGCCAAGAUAGAGAGGAACGAGUGGGCGUCGGUGCUGUUGUUUAGCCUCGCCUUUGCCGCCAACAUCGGCCUCAACAACUUCAGUUUGUCGCUGGUGGCCAUCUCGAUUAAUAUGAUCAUCAGAUCGUGCUUGCCAUUGUCCACAGCCAUUUUGCAGGCCUUUAUGGGCAAGGAGCAGAAGUCCAACCUCAACCAAAAGCAAUGGGUGUUUAUGUUGACAGGUGUGAUUUGCGCAGGCAUUGCCAGCUGGGCAAAGAGCCACACCAAUUCCGAAGAGUCAGCAGCUUUGUCGCUUGGCGUCUCAAUCACAGUUGCUUCAAUCUUUGCGGGUGCAGCCAAUAUGGUGAUGGCUGGCAACAUCAAGCGGCUUAGUGCGUUUGACAAAGUUUGCUAUAUGUCUGGACCAGCAGGGCUAGCGCUGUUUACGGCUUCACUGUUCACCCUCCACCCGGUGAGUCAAUGGUCCCGCCGGCAUGUGUUGCAUGGUGCAACAUGA